Brassica oleracea var. oleracea is the source of this 1065-nucleotide messenger RNA. Its product is annotated as transcription factor bHLH69-like. The transcript has 4 exons. NCBI's taxonomy places the organism in Eukaryota, Viridiplantae, Streptophyta, Magnoliopsida, Brassicales, Brassicaceae. The record is from RefSeq and is a predicted model, not a curated record. The coding region runs from base 8 to 478 and encodes 156 amino acids.
AGAAGCCAUGAACUCAUCUCUUUUAACCCCUUCUUCAUCUUCAUCUUCUUCUUCUUCUCCUCAUCUCCAGUCUCCAGCCACUUUUGACCAUGAUGACUUCCUCCACCACAUCUUCUCCUCCGCUCCUUGGCCUCUCUCCAUCCUCGACGACGGUCCUUCACCCGCCUCUGACGCCAGAAACCAGAUCACGACGGUUCCUCUCCCUCACCAUAAUCCAAACGACGUUGACGGCUCCAUUCAAGCUCUCUACAAUGGCUUCUCCGCCGGAUCUCUCCCUUUCCACCUCCCUCAGGGAUCGGUAGGAGGACUGAUGAAACAAACUCAAAGACAAACGCAACCGCAUGCGACAGCGACGGCGAAAACUACCACCGGUGGCACCGCGGGGCCACCUCAGACUAAACCCAAAGUCCGAGCUAGAAGAGUUAUGGAGAGAGAGAAUUGCGGAAAGAAUGAAAUCUCUUCAAGAACUUGUCCCUAAUGGCAACAAGGAUGUCGGUGGGUCCCACGAAAACACCUCUUCCACCUCCACCGAGAAUCAGACGACGGCGAAGAUGACGGAGCACCAAGUGGCAAAGCUGAUGAAGAGGACAUGGGAGCAGCGAUGCAGUACCUACAAGGCAAAGGCAUCUGCCUCAUCCCCAUCUCCUAAGCCACAACCAUCUCAACCGCCACGCGUCCUUCUCGUAAACCAUUGAUCUCUGCAGCCGUUAAAGAUCCUGGCGUUCCUUUGUCACCUCUCUCCGUCCAGUCGACAAACACAGCCACUACAUCAAUCGUUAACGGUAACGGUGCCUCGUUGGUUACCGUUAAAGACGCUCCCUCGGUUUCCAAGCCGUGAUAACAGCCGUUUCCCCUUUUUGAGGGAGUGUGUUAGGCUGAGUCGGAUAGGUGGUUUUGGUCAAAGUCUAGAAAUAAUAAUGUUUCAUUUUGAGAUACGACACCGUAUGAGCGUACACUUCGUUUCUGUUUUUUACCUGCUACAAACCACUUUCAAUGCCACGCUCGUGUGUUCUCCUUUCUUGUAUUAAUCUAAUAUAUUUAAUGGUUUUUGGUCUAUAAGGUUAU